AUGUCUCCGGGUACAAAAUGGCGGAUUCUGACGGAGAAAUCCGUCGAAUACGACGAAAAUGUGGACGGAAAAGCGUUUUUUGACAAGGUUUGUGGAGAAAAAUCGAAAAAAUUCCGGAAAAUUUAUAAUUUUUAGUGCGUGAGCCUCUGGAAGGAGUAUCCGAACGCGGUGAGCAACCGGAUCACGACCGUCAUCGAAGUGGAGGAGGGCAGUGAUUUGUGGAACGAAAUUAUCGGAGCGUUCGAGCACAAAUACAACUUCAACCCGAGCAAUUCGAGCGAGCUUUGCGUCACCAAGUUCAUCUAUCGCGAUAAUAUGAACAAAACGUUCUCGGAAAACGCAUUCGAGCUCUCUUUUUAUGAAGGUUUUAUUUCUGACUAAAUUAAGCAGUUUUUUGUCUUUAUAAAAACGCUUUAGAAGAGCUUCUGGUGCGUUUCUACCCGAUUGUGCUGGACGGCGAGCAGCAUCCGCACUUCGAGAGCCCGUAUUCGAUUGCGUGCCGAAUACCGUCCGAAUGCUCCAUUCAUCUUCAAUUUCUCAAGUCGAUCGACGCGCCCGAAGAGCAUUUUCUGUUUAUGCAGGAGAAGGGCUUCGACACGAUGUACACGUGGCUCAAAGGCAUCGAUUUGUCAAAGUUAGUGGAUAAAUUUGGAAAAUUUCAAUUGAAAAACGCUGAAAUCGUUUCCAGAACGUCCCGAAAAACGAAUUCGCUGAUCGACAAGGAAUCUUACACCCGCACCUAUCGUAAUCUGCGCGACACGUACGGGCGCCCGAUUUGUGCGCAAUGGACCGAGAAUUCGGACCCGAAAAAGACGGUUUUCGAGGAUUGUGGCAUCGCCUCCUAUGUUCAUGUGAGUUUUUACGAGAAAUUUCGAAAAAUGGGAAUAAUUGAGUUCAGGAGCUCGUCGAAACCGAUAUUUUGCCGAAACCAAAGAAAUACGUGGAUAUAGGUUGCGGAAACGGACUGCUCGUUCAUUUGCUGAACAAAUCCGGUGUAAGUUGAGCACUUUAGGCCAAAAUGUGUCAAAAAAUUUUUUUAAAGCUCCCAUUUUUCAGUUCUCCGGCUACGGAAUGGACGUCCGCCAGCGCAAAGUGUGGAAAACGCUGCUGAAAGACGAAGAUUUGCGUGAAAUGGCGGUGAAUCCGCAGAAAAUCGUUCAAAAUGAGCCGCACUUCGACGCGGACGUCGAUUUGCUCAUCGGAAAUCAUAGCGACGAGCUGACUCCGUGGAUUCCGGUCAUGGCGGCGAAGUAAGUCGGAUUAUCAGCUUUGGAACGUUCUAAAUCUUAAAAAGUUAUGAUUGCUCAUGAGCUACCCGGAAUUACCCGAAAAUUUCGCGAUUCAUUUCAAACAAUUCUGCUCAGACUCAACUGCAACUUCUUCCUGAUUCCGUGCUGCCCGUUCAACUUCUUCGGCCGCUACAGCAACAACGGAAGCCAUCUGGGACCGCGUCGCUUCGUUUCCCAGUACGAAUCGUUCUUCGAGUGGACCGUCUCGGUCGCCGAACGCCUCGGAUUCCACGUCAAAAUCGAUCGCUUAGCCAUUCCGAGCACGAAAAGAGUACGGGUUUUAGGACUAAUAAUUGCAUUCUUCAACUUUUUGCAGCUGUGCAUCGUGGGCCGUGUGCCGGAAGGCGGCCUGUGCGCGGACCUCGCCGCCUCGAUCCACCGAAUGACGAACGGGCAGAAGUUUGUGGCGAGACCGCACGAGAUCAAAAUGAACAACUGUCUGAGCAUUCCGAAGACGGACCGCGCGAGGAUAGCCAAGAAACUGUUCGAUUUUCUGCUCGCCUCGUCCGAUGAGAUCCGAGAGUACGUUUCUUUGUGAAAAUGCUGUUCUUGGCCAAAAUCUACAUUUUUAUGAGAAUCAACCGUUUUCUUUGCAGUGGCUGGCAUUGCGGAGGCGAAAUCGCGCUGGCCGAAAUCGCGGCUCAACUGACGGAAGAGGACAAGAAGUUGAUGAAGGACCAGGACGGAGGACUGCAGACGUUCAUGAAGAACAACCAUCAGAUAUUCCAUGUGGGGGUUUCCGACAAGAUUAGUUUUCCACAAAUUUGAAGAAAAAUCAUAAAACAAUUCGGUUUCAUCAAAUUUCAUGAUCGUUCAUUGGUUUUUUUUCCACAAAAUUCCAAUUUUCAGGUGUACAAAGCGUCGGCGCGUCUGCGUGACUUCAGAAUCCCGCCGGUCGGUCGCCCGAAGCCGUCGUGGAAACCGAGAAAAGUGGCGACAACGCCGGCGCCGUGCUUUAUGGCCCUGAACCACCCGGACGGCUGCCCGGUCGGUCCCGGAUCGUGCCGUUACGUCCAUUGA
This is a messenger RNA of Caenorhabditis sp. 36 PRJEB53466, 2309 nucleotides long. NCBI's taxonomy places the organism in Eukaryota, Metazoa, Nematoda, Chromadorea, Rhabditida, Rhabditidae. The record is from the annotation of a GenBank genome assembly.